This is a messenger RNA of Thamnophis elegans (Western terrestrial garter snake), 2943 nucleotides long. Its product is annotated as vomeronasal type-2 receptor 26-like. The record is from RefSeq and is a predicted model, not a curated record. Gene Ontology annotation, cellular component: membrane. Lineage: Eukaryota; Metazoa; Chordata; Lepidosauria; Squamata; Natricidae. Bases 1 to 2943 code for a protein of 980 amino acids. The transcript has 7 exons. Gene Ontology annotation, molecular function: G protein-coupled receptor activity. Gene Ontology annotation, biological process: G protein-coupled receptor signaling pathway.
AUGAAGAUACAGCCUCUUAAGUGCACUGGAGAUGAAGCCAUUCAAAUUCCACAGGAAUGGUACCAGGAUGGAGACCUUCUCGUUGGUUCAUUGAUGUCUCUUGUUCAAUACAUGUUUCCCAAAGUUACUUUCGAUAAACAUCCAUCUGAGGAAUUCAUUGACUUCCCAUUUGUGGUAACCAAGUUCUACCAACACAUCUUGGCUUUAGUGUUUGCUGUAAACGACAUCAACAAGGAUCCUCACAUCUUGUCCAACUUCACUCUUGGAUUCCACAUCUAUGACAGCUACUCUGAUGCACUAAUGACCUAUCGUACCACUCUGGACCUGCUUUUUAAGUUGCAUAAAAUUGUCCCCAACUAUAUUUGUGGGACUGAAAAGAAAGUUGUCGGAAUCAUUGGAGGGAUGAGCCCUGAAACUUCCAUACGCAUGGCAGAGAUUCUGCAGCUUUUCAAGAUCCCACAGAUUUCAUAUGGCUCAUUUGAAUUGGCAGCGGCUGAUGAAUCAUGUGUCCCCCUUUUUUAUCGCAUGGCCCCCGAUGAAUCGCUCCAGUGCGAAGGUUUAAUCCAGCUCCUCCUGUACUUUGGAUGGAAAUGGGUAGGACUGGUCAUUGUAGAUGACAAGCAUGGGGAACAUUUCAUACAAACUCUGGAACCCAUGCUCUCUCGAAAUGAAAUCUGCUCUGAAUUCAACGAAAGGAUUGACAGAAAUUUAUAUACUUCUGAAGGAUUAGACUUGGCUGACCGUUGUCUGAGACACAUCACUUUAUUUACAGAGAGAACUUCAAAUGCAGUUAUUGUACAUGGAGAAAAUACAGUCUUUUCGUGGCUGGCCUCUAUUCUACAAGCCACCCAAUUUUUACUUCCAACGCCUUUGGAUUCUUCAGAGAAAAUUUCCCCAGGAAAAAUAUGGAUCACAAUGGCCCAAAAUGAUUUCACCUUAUAUUCCUUACAAAGAGCUGUCGAUAUGAAAACGUUCCAUGGGGCUAUUUCCUUCUCAAUUAGCACAAGAGAACUUCCAGGUUUCCAACAAUUUAUUCAAGCGGUCACCCCAUCUGGGGCAAGUCAAGAUGGCUUUAUUGGAGAGUUCUGGAGCCAAGCUUUUUGCUGUUCACCACCUAAUCAUGGUGUUUCUCAAUAUGAGGAAUGUACUGGAGAUGAAAGACUAGAGGACCUCAUUGCUCCCUUCUUUGAAACCAGCAUACUUGGCCAUAGUUACAGUAUUUAUAAUGCAAUCUAUGCUGUGGCUCAAGCAUUACAUGCUGCUCAAACUGUGAGGACUUAUCAGAAGAUACAAAAGAACAGAGAUCAAGGGCAAUCAGAGAUUGUAGAAGCCUGGCAGGAUCUUAAGGAGCGAAUAAAUAAAGUAGAAGAGAAAGUGGGCAAGGUGGAAGUCGAAUUGAAAGAAGUCAAGCAAAUAAUGGAGAAAAAUGAGCAGAGAUUGCAGAAGGUUGAAGAAAAGAUGGAAAUAACAGAGAAAAAAGUGGAGGAGAUGGAUUAUAAAUUGUUAACAAUUGAUAAAAAUCAAGACAGAUUAAGCAUUCUAUGGGAGAUGGACCUAGCUAAAUAUUACCUAAGACUUCAGAACAUCGAAGAGGAGAAAGGAGACAACUUAGCAGAGGUCACAGACAUUUUAUCAGUGGUCACAGAAGAGAGUAAGGAACAGAUUCUAGGUGAAAUUGACAAAGCAUUUAAAAUCCAUUCAUUCCUGCAGAGAAUUUCCUUCAACAACAAUGCUGGAGAUGAAAUUAAAUUAAAUGAAGAUGGAGCACUAGAUGCUGGAUUUGACAUUGUAAAUUUGGUUACUUUCCCAAACAACUCCUAUAUCAACAUCCCAGUUGGAGAGAUAGAUCUGCAAGGAGGAACGCUCCGUAUUCAUCAAGACAAAAUCCAGUGGCAUCAUGGAUUCAUUCAGGGGCAGCUGCCUCCUUCCUCAUUAUGCAAUGAGCCUUGUCCUCUUGGAAAAAGAAAGAACAAGAUUGAAGGGCAGAAAUUUUGCUGCUAUGCUUGUGCUCUAUGUGCAGAAAAGAAGAUAUCCAGACAAAUGGACAUGGAGAAUUGUGACAGUUGUCCAGAGGAUCAAUUUCCAAACACAGCUCAUGAUGAAUGCAUUCCAAAGACAAUGAAUUUCCUCUCCUUUGAAGAGCCACUGAGCAUUACUCUGGUCUCUCUGUCUCUUCUCUUUUCCUUCUCCACAGUUCUUGUGCUUGCAAUCUUCAUUAAGCAACGGGACACUCCCAUUGUCAAAGCCAACAAUCGCAAUCUCACUUACCUUCUUCUUAUCUCUCUCUUUCUUUGUUUUCUCUGCUCACUUCUGUUCAUUGGACAGCCCACUAAGGCAACCUGUCUCCUCCGACAAACAACAUUUGGCAUCAUCUUCUCUAUUGCAAUCUCUUCUAUAUUGGCCAAAACCAUCACAGUUGUUGUAGCAUUCCUAGCAUCAAAGCCAGGAAGCCUUUUCCACAAAUGGGUGGGGCAAAAGUUGGCCUAUUCUAUUAUCUGGUUCUGCUCCUUCAUUCAAGUAGGUAUUUGUAUCGUUUGGCUGAGUACAUCUCCCCCAUUUCCAGAUUUAGACAUGGAGACGCUCUAUGGAGAAAUCAUAGUCGAAUGUCACGAAGGCUCCAUCAUCAUGUUUUACUGUGUCUUGGGCUACAUGGGCCUCUUGGCUCUUCUCAGCUUCACUAUGGCCUUCCUAGCCAGGAAGUUACCGGACACUUUCAAUGAAGCCAAGUUCAUUACUUUCAGCAUGUUGGUUUUCUGCAAUGUUUGGCUGACCUUUGUCCCCACCUACCUGAGCACCAAAGGGAAGUACAUGGUGGCUGUGGAGAUCUUCUCUAUCUUGUCUUCUAGUGUUGGUUUACUGGGAUGCAUCUUCAUCCCCAAAAUCUAUAUAAUUAUACUGAGGCCUGAACUCAACACUAGAGAGCAAUUAAUACAUAAGAAAUAA